Molecule: messenger RNA, 1886 nt
Organism: Brachypodium distachyon (stiff brome)
Lineage: Eukaryota; Viridiplantae; Streptophyta; Magnoliopsida; Poales; Poaceae
Exons: 3
Coding region: 17-1705 (562 amino acids)
Biological process (GO): transmembrane transport
Cellular component (GO): membrane
Molecular function (GO): transmembrane transporter activity
Source: RefSeq, a predicted model, not a curated record
ACGAGCGGUCAGGCUCAUGACGCCGCUUAAGCACGAGAAAGGUCUUUCCAAACACACAGGGGACGUGGAAGAGACAACACUCCGGGGACUAUUGCAAGAGCCGCAGGCUGGCGAGGAGGAGCCACGAGGCCGCCGACGGAACCACGCGCGCGGGAGCAGAGGGGGCGUGAUGGCGGCAGAGGCCGCGGGGAGGACCCUGUUGCUAGUGAACCUGGCGGCCAUCAUGGAGCGCGCGGACGAGGCGCUGCUGCCGGCGGUGUACCGGGAAGUGGGCGCCGCGCUUCACGCCACGCCCAUGGGGCUCGGCGCGCUCACGCUGUACCGCUCCUUCGUGCAGGCCGCGUGCUACCCGCUCGCGGCCUACGCCGCCGUGCGCUACAACCGCGCCCACGUCAUCGCAGUGGGGGCUUUCCUCUGGGCCGCCGCCACCUUCCUCGUCGCCGUGUCCGGCACCUUCACCCAGGUAGCGGCAGCCAGGGGACUGAAUGGUGUUGGGCUAGCACUCGUCACUCCAGCUAUCCAGUCUCUAGUCGCAGACUACACUGAUGAUAACAACCGGGGAUCUGCGUUUGGAUGGCUUCAACUCACCGGCAACAUAGGUUCAGUGAUUGGAGGCCUGUUCUCCAUCAUGUUAGCACCAAACACAGUCAUGGGUAUCGCCGGUUGGCGCAUCGCGUUUCACGCUGUUGCUCUCAUCAGCAUGGUAGUCGGCAUGUUGGUUCGUCUAUUUGCAGUGGACCCUCAUUUUUGCAACGCCGAUGAUGGCGAACAGAAUUUGCGCAAGUCUGCAUGGGCAGAAAUGAAGGAUUUGGUCACAGAAGCCAAGGCUGUUAUGAAGAUACCAUCAUUUCAGAUCAUCGUGGCUCAGGGCAUCACAGGGUCAUUCCCAUGGUCUGCCCUGUCGUUUGCCCCAAUGUGGUUGGAGCUGAUGGGCUUUACCCACACAAAAACUGGACUUCUCACAACAAUAUUUGCACUGGCAAGUUCGCUUGGAGGACUCUUUGGUGGAAAGAUGGGGGACUAUCUCUCUGUCCGCUUCCCAGAUUCUGGUCGGAUAGUGCUGUCUCAAAUAAGCUCGGCUUCUGCAGUUCCGCUUGCAGCUCUGUUGCUUCUUGGACUACCUGAUGACUCCUCCACUGGUUUCUUGCAUGGACUUGUCAUGUUUAUCAUGGGGUUAAGCAUCUCCUGGAACGGUCCUGCUACCAACAACCCCAUAUUUGCAGAGAUCGUUCCUGAGAGAUCAAGAGCAAGUAUCUACGCGCUGGACCGUUCCUUUGAGUCAGUUCUAGCCUCAUUUGCUCCACCGGUCGUUGGCUUCUUAGCCGAGCAUGCCUACGGCUACAAGCCGGUCUCCUAUGGGGCUGGAGUUAACAGUGUUGGAAGGGACAGGUCCAAUGCCACUGCCCUAGCCAAAGCUCUCUACACUGCGAUUUCUAUCCCGAUGUUGUUGUGCUGCUUCAUCUACUACCUGCUGUACCGGACAUACCCGUGUGACAGGGAGAGAGCAAGAAUGGAUACUCUGAUAGCGUCAGAGCUGCAGCAGAUCGAGCUGGAAAGGUGUCAUGGAGUAGCUGACUACUGUGCUGGAGGGAAGGAUGGCACUGUUACUGAUAUCGAGUAUUCCGAGGAAGAGCUUGAUGCUGAUGACGAUGAGAAAGCGUCAAUGCUGCAUCACCAAGUUGAACAGAGUGGUAGUAUCACAUGACAAGAAUUUUCACCAGUUCAUGAUGAUGAUUUCAGAUUUGCCAAACUAGCUUUAGGAGUUCUGUACAAAAAAUAUCGAGUAUAUGGGUGAUAACUCUCACGGAAGAUUGCAUAUCUACGAGCGAUAAGUUUACGGUACUGUUGCUUUGUUUGUUGGUCGUAUGGAAACAUUUGUUCAUGUA